Molecule: messenger RNA, 1215 nt
Organism: Falco peregrinus (peregrine falcon)
Lineage: Eukaryota; Metazoa; Chordata; Aves; Falconiformes; Falconidae
Exons: 3
Coding region: 1-777 (258 amino acids)
Source: RefSeq, a predicted model, not a curated record
AUGAGGGAAGAAUUUAACUGCAUCCAAAGGGAUAUUAAAUGUAACUGCAAGAAAUCCACUGUAGCUAUGCCAGCGGCUCUUACUGGUCCGAAGGCGACUGCAUCGGUGCCGGCACCACCGCAAUCCCGGUGUGCGGGUGCCGCCUUUCGGCGCAGAAGCCCCCGCGGCGGGAGCAGCGCCCGGCCACCGCAGCCCGGCCCGGCCGCCCUCACAGGCGGGGGCGCCCCGGCGCCUCGCCGGGCCGUCGCGGGAAGAGGGCGCGGCCCUUGCAGACGCCUCCACAGGCGAAGGCGGCAGCCCCCCGCCGCCCCCCGGGAGAGCGGGACUCCCCUCGGCCGCCUCUCUCAGGCGCCGCCCGCCGAAGGGAACCCGCCGCCUCAACGCCUGAGGGAGCCACGGCCGCGCGCGCCCCCCCCGCUCAACAGCCGCCGGGUGCAGGCGCAGGCGCGCGCGGCGGGGGCGGCCGCCCGCUGGCGGCGCGCGCAGGGGAGAGGGCGGCUGGCAGCGUCGCCGCGCGGGAGUGGCGCCAGCGGUAGAAGGGCGUCGGGAGGCACCGUUAACGCAGGCGCGGUGGCCAAGUGCAGACCCCCGUGGCGCUGGAGCUGGGUGGGGCAGGGGCGCUGGGUACAGGGGCAGGAGCCUGCGGCGCUCACCCCACUCCCAGCCCACACAGCCACCCAUGCCGCAGGCCUGGCGGGACCACUAGCAGCCAUGAAGCCCAGUGCGGGGACACUGGCGGGACCCGCCACCAAACCCACACGCACAGUUAAGGGCUGACAGCACGUAAAGCCAUGCUAACAAUGUAAAUAAUAACAGCGCUACAAAUCGAAGGAAACCUGUAUUGAUUCAUGUUUGAUAUUUGCUUGCCAUUUGAAAUGUCACUGACCUUUGAUUAGUCUGCAGAGUCAUUUUGUUUUCUUCCUGACAAAUAUUCCUCUCGUGGUCUGUUGUCUAGAAUCAAAACUGUGUAAUUGCUGUACAAGCCAAUAUAACUGUCAUUAACUAUUUACACUAGGUUUUGUAAAAUCUUUGAAAAGAAAAUAUGUAAAUUCUGUUGGUAGGUCAAAAUGGUUAUUCAAGUUGUAUUUUGGUCUAAAGAGGGGCUCUAACUGUUUAUUCAAUAUAAGGUGCUUUGUCCCCCCCAAAGACUACGUGUUAUGAUGAUUAUCUACUGUAUCAAUUACAUGUAAUUAAAAUUUAUAUUUUUUGUGCUUA